UCUGAUCUGCAUGGAUAAGCUUUUUCCCCUCACUGGAAUUUUGAACUAGUCUGGAUAUGAAAAAGUGCUUGCUAGCUGACUACCAAAAUAACUGUGCAUUAAACUUCAAGAGGCACUUUCACUGCAUAGGUGGUAUGAUGUUGCAACCAGCUGAUGUGGGACUAAGCCCCACUUGAACACGUUUCUACCCUUUUGCUGUCACCUUCCCACAAUGCCCGGCCCUUUUCGUGGGAAGCUAAAGAUUUUUGUGGCAUCUUUAGCUUUUAUGGUACUUCUUACAUGGCUUUACAUCAUAGUAUGUAACUUUGAAAGUGGCAAGUCCCUACUGCUCUCCCCCUGUCUUGUUGACCAAUCAGAGCUUAGCUACUUGGAGAGAGAUGUGCUCACAUCAAGGAUGCAGAUGGUAGAAAAGGAGAACCAGCAGCUGCGGGUGCAGCUCCGCCAAUCCCAGGGUGUGGCACGGGUACAGGAGGGGAACUAUGGCAACCAACAGUGGAUGGCAUCGGCAGACAGAGGUCCGGAGGAUGCAGGGAACACAGCUGAGGAGAGGGGGAACAAUUCCGACUGCAGUCACCGAUCUAUGGUUGAGAAGUGUGAGCUCAUCCAUGUUGCUUGUGUGUGUGCGGGUCACAAUACCAGUCGAGAUGUCAUCACUCUGGUCAAGUCCAUCCUGUUCCACAGGAAGAACCCCCUCCACUUCCACUUUAUCACGGAUGCAGUGGCCCACAAAAUCCUUGCCCCUCUCUUCCAGUCCUGGUUGGUGCCGUCCCUGCAGGUCAGCUUCUAUGAUGCGGACAACCUGAAGCCGGAGGUGGCUUGGGUCCCCAACAAGCACUACUCGGGGAUAUAUGGCCUGAUGAAGCUGACUCUUACCAAAGCGUUGCCCACUGACCUUGCCAAGGUCAUUGUCCUGGACACAGACAUCACCUUCGCCACCGAUAUUGCUGAGCUCUGGGCUGUCUUCAGGAAGUUCUCAGAUAAGCAGGCAAUUGGGCUGGUGGAAAACCAGAGUGACUGGUACCUGGGAAACCUUUGGAAAAACCACAAGCCUUGGCCAGCCCUAGGACGUGGGUUCAAUACAGGGGUCAUCUUAUUACUGCUGGAUCGACUGCGUAGGAUUGACUGGGAGCAGAUGUGGAGGCUGACUGCCGAAAGGGAGCUCAUGAGCAUGCUGUCCACAUCGCUGGCUGACCAGGACAUAUUCAAUGCAGUGAUAAAACAGAACCCAUUCCUGGUGCACCAGCUGCCAUGUUUCUGGAAUGUCCAGCUGUCUGACCACACACGCUCUGAACAGUGCUACACUGAGGUCUCUGAUCUGAAGGUGAUCCACUGGAACUCCCCCAAGAAGCUGCGGGUGAAGAACAAACACGUGGAGUUCUUCCGUAACCUCUACCUGACCUUCCUGGAGUAUGAUGGUAACCUGCUGCGCAGGGAGCUGUUUGGAUGCCCCAGUCAGCCCAGCUCUGAGAGCCUCCGGCUGCAGUCAGCCCUUGAAGAGCUGGAUGAGGAUGACCAGUGCUAUGAAUUUCGUCGCGAGAGAAUUACAGUACACCGGGUGCACCUAUACUUUCUGCAGUAUGAGUACACCCCCACUGAGGAUGAUGCGGAUGUCACUCUGGUUGCCCAGCUCUCCAUGGACAGGCUGCAGAUGUUGGAGGCCAUCUGCAAACACUGGGAGGGUCCCAUCAGCCUGGCCCUUUACAUGUCUGAUGCUGAGGCCCAGCAAUUCCUACGCUAUGGCCAGGCCUCAGAGGUGCUCAAGAACCGCAAGAACGUGGGCUAUCAUGUUGUUUACAAGGAAGGCCAGUUUUACCCCGUAAACCUGCUGCGCAACAUUGCCCUCCGACAUGUCAACACGCCCUAUGUCUUUCUGGCAGACGUGGACUUCUUGCCCAUGUAUGGCCUGUACAGUUACCUCAGAAAAUCUAUUACCCAGCUUGACAUGAGUCACACCAAGAAGGCUCUAGUGGUUCCUGCCUUUGAGACCCUGAGAUAUCGCCUCUCCUUUCCCAAAUCCAAAGCUGAGCUACUCUCCAUGCUGGACAUGGGGACCCUCUAUACCUUCAGGUACCAUGUAUGGACCAAGGGCCAUGCACCCACCAACUACGCCAAGUGGCGCACAGCCACUACACCCUACAAGGUGGAGUGGGAGUGUGACUUUGAGCCCUACGUGGUGGUGCGGCGGGACUGCCCUGAAUAUGACCAGAGGUUUGUGGGGUUUGGCUGGAACAAGGUGUCUCACAUCAUAGAGCUUGAUGCACAGGAGUAUGACCUGGUCAUCUUACCAAAUGCCUUCAUGAUCCACAUGCCCCAUGCCCCCAGCUUUGACAUCUCCAAGUUUCGCUCCAGCUCCAGCUACAGGUACUGUCUGAGUAUGCUAAAAGAGGAGUUCCACCAAGAUUUGUCCCGAAAGUAUGGAGCUGCAGCCUUGAAAUAUCUCACUGCAGAAAGGAACAUCUGAAAUUCUGGAGAGCAAUACCAGUCCUCGCAGGAAACAGGGUAUACUGGUUUUCCUUCGACACUGAGCUGUCAAUUCCUCAGCCUUAACUGGGAUUUGAAUUGUAUGCAGUAUUGUGAAAUGUAUGGCAGGAUUCAUGUCAUGUUAAACAGAAUGUGCAAGCUGAGAAAUUAUCAUCAUCCAGGACUCUACAACCACGAUCUAAAAAACAGACACAAAUGGUCAACUGGCUACCU
Messenger RNA from Scleropages formosus (Asian bonytongue), 2694 nucleotides. RefSeq names its product LARGE xylosyl- and glucuronyltransferase 2-like. The record is from RefSeq and is a predicted model, not a curated record. The coding region runs from base 212 to 2461 and encodes 749 amino acids. Gene Ontology annotation, cellular component: Golgi apparatus. The transcript is spliced from 15 exons. NCBI's taxonomy places the organism in Eukaryota, Metazoa, Chordata, Actinopteri, Osteoglossiformes, Osteoglossidae. Gene Ontology annotation, molecular function: xylosyltransferase activity; glucuronosyltransferase activity. Gene Ontology annotation, biological process: protein O-linked glycosylation via mannose.